UUGACCACUGUGUUCGGUUGUGCCUGAGAGAACUGUAGUGUUGUAAAUAUGAGGUAGUUGUUUAUUUAUAGUAACAAGAUAUUUAUUAAUGCAAAGACGCAUUAUAUCCUAGAGCACUCAUCCUAGAUCUGUACAUACAUAUAUAUGGACACUUCUGCAGAGCCUGUUCCUGAGAGGAGAGUGCAUGAUGUCAGGAUGACCUCUAUCAGAUCCAGAACCAACCUUGACUUGCACUGAAAGCAGACUUGCACUAAACGUUGACUUUCAAGAUCAUUUCGGUAGCAGUGUGUUAUGGGUAUUUGCAGUCUGUGGCAAACAUAUUCCAGAAAAAAUCUGCUAUUUGUCAUCAUUGCUGAGCCAUCGUUGAGACACGACUGAUUAUAUAUGAGAUUUCAUCCUGAUGGAUUCAAAUUAGAGCACAUUACAAAGCAAGGAACCAUUGUGUCUGAGCAAGAAAAGUCACAGAGAGCAACUGCACACUCCAUGGAUAACAUGGCUGGCGUUCCAUUCAUCUUCCUGCAUCAUCGACUUGGCAGUGUCAUAUUAUUGAAUAUAUAAAAUAAUCUACUUUAAGGACUUUCUGAACUCCCCCAAGUUAAAUCCUGCCUUAUCACAAUGAGUUCAAAUCUCUGGGGUCAGGAGAAAAGCAGCUCCACCUACUGGGAGGAGAGAAUCUUCUACUUGCUGGUACAAGAGUGCAGCUUGGUUGACAAACAGACACAGAAACAGAUCAAAGUUCCCAGGGGCAGCAUUGGACAGUUCGUUCAGGAGCGGUCUGCCGUGGCACACAGCCGGAGCAUCCCAUCAAAGAGCAAAAAAGCCCAGAUUGCGCUUAAAAUUUUGGAGCAGCCCUAUACCCUGCUGCUAGUGGAUGAGAAAGAUGUCAUUGAAAUUACAGAGAAGCUAACGGAAGUGCUGCUGGCUAUCACAAACUGUGAGGAGAGAUGCAGCCUGUUCAAAAAUAAAGUUAGGCUUUCUAAAGCCUUGCAGAUUGAGACUGGCUCUGCAGUAAGGGUUUUCCUGAGGCCAGUAGAUGGGCACUACCCAGGUGUUGUGCGGUAUAGGGGACCAUUGCUGCCAGACAGGACUGUCACCGGCAUCUGGUUUGGGGUGGAAUUGUUGGAAGACGGCCGUGGUCAGGGAUUUACGGAUGGUUCAUACCAGGGAAAACAGUUAUUUCGAUGUGAUGAUGAGUGUGGCGUGUUUGUGGCUCUAGACAAAUUAGAACUGUGCGAGGAAGAUGAUGAUGAGUUAGAGAGCGAUUAUGCUUCUCCGGUAGACCCUAGCCAGACCGAGAUUCCUCCUCUUGAGAUCAACUCCAGAGUGUCUUUGAAAAUUGGAGAGGGAAUGGAGUUUGGGACUGUUAUUUUUUGCGAUGUCCUGCCUGGUAAAGAAAGCCUUGGAUAUUUUGUUGGAGUUGAUAUGGACAAUCCAAUUGGAAAUUGGGAUGGCCGAUAUAAUGGAAUCCAGUUGUGUAGCUUUGCUAGUGUGGAAAGUACUCUCCUUCUGCACAUAAAUGAUAUCAUCCCAGAAUCUGUAAACCAGGAGAGGAGGCCUUUAAAACUUGCCUAUACUUCCCGGUGUGGGAGCGAGAAAAGCUUAUCCACUCACAGCAAACCAAAGGUCACAGGUAACAGAAGUCUGGAUAAUACAGUUCUGCAUUCAGGAUCUACCUCUGAGUCUGGAAGCAGAAACCGGUCAGAAUUCUUUUACACUUUAAAUGGCAGCUCAGCUGAAACUCCGCACCAGCCGAAGACCAAGACUAGUUGGUACAUGGAUGAAGCUCGCGAGAGGUCAUCACGAGGGGCCAGUUCUGGUGUUCCAGAGAGCAGCCGCUGUGAAGUUGUGGAAGACUCUGCAAAAUCUCUGACUGAGACAUCCCCAUCCUCAUUUGGACACUGUUCGCCCCCUCUACAGCCUACAGCAAGCAGCUGCUCACCUGGAGAGAAUAGAUUCCACUCUCUCCCCUUUAGCCUUUCCAAGAUGUCCAGUACUAAUGGCACAAUGGGGCACACACCCCUGUCGUUGUCUGUGCAGUCAGUCAUCGGAGAAUUAAACCAUGCAUCCCUGCAGGACAGCCCACCAGGACCUCAGCACCUUUCCAAUCUGCACGGCCUAGAGGUGGGAUCACUGGCAGAAGUUAAAGAGAACCCCCCGUUUUAUGGGGUGAUCCGCUGGAUUGGUCAGCCUGCAGGUGUCAACGAUAUGUUAGCUGGACUAGAGCUGGAAGAUGAAUGUGCAGGAUGCACAGAUGGCACUUUCAAGGGGACAAGAUUUUUUACCUGUGCCCCCAAAAAAGCACUUUUCGUGAAGCUGAAGAGCUGCAGGCCAGACUCCAGGUUCGCGUCACUUCAGCCGGUCUCCAACCAGAUAGAACGAUGUAACUCCUUAGCUUUUGGAGGAUAUUUAAGUGAAGUAGUUGAAGGGAACACUCCUCCAAGAACAGAAAAGGAAGGAUUAGAAGUUAUGAUUGGAAAGAAGAAAGGGAUACAGGGGCAUUACAACUCCUGCUACCUUGAUUCAACUUUAUUUUGCUUAUUUUCCUUCAGUUCUGUGCUGGAUUCUGUCCUCCUGAGACCGAAAGACAAAACCGAUGUGGAGUAUUACAGUGAAACUCAAGCACUUCUUAGGACAGAGAUUGUGAACCCUCUGAGAAUAUAUGGAUAUGUAUGUGCAACUAAAAUAAUGAAAUUAAGGAAAAUUUUAGAGAAAGUGGAAGCUGCAUCAGGAUUUACAUCAGAAGAAAAAGAUCCAGAGGAAUUUCUAAAUAUCUUGUUCCAUCAUAUAUUAAGAGUAGAUCCUCUGUUAAAAAUAAGGUCAGCAGGACAGAAAGUACAAGACUGCUACUUCUACCAGAUCUUCAUGGACAAGAAUGAGAACGUUGGGGUACCCACCAUACAGCAGCUAUUAGAGUGGUCAUUUAUUAACAGCAGCUUAAAGUUCGCAGAGGCUCCAUCAUGUCUAAUAAUUCAGAUGCCUCGAUUUGGAAAAGACUUUAAGAUGUUCAACAAAAUAUUCCCUUCCCUGGAUCUGAAUAUCACAGAUUUAUUAGAAGACACUCCCAGGCAGUGCCGUAUCUGUGGAGGGCUUGCCAUGUAUGAAUGCAGAGAGUGCUAUGAUGACAGUGACAUUUCUGCCGGGAAAAUCAAGCAGUUCUGUAAAACCUGUAACACCCAGGUUCACCUCCAUCCAAAAAGACAGCAUCAUAAAUUCAACCCAGUAUCCCUCCCCAAAGAGCUGCCAGACUGGGACUGGCGGCAUGGCUGCAUACCAUACCAGAAGAUGGACCUGUUUGCUGUGUUGUGCAUAGAGACAAGUCAUUAUGUGGCUUUUGUAAAAUAUGGCCGGGAUGAUUCUGCUUGGGUAUUUUUUGACAGUAUGGCAGACCGUGAUGGUGGGCAAAAUGGUUUUAACAUUCCACAAGUCACUCCUUGUCCCGAAGUUGGGGAAUAUCUGAAAAUGUCCUUGGAGGAACUUCAUGCCUUAGACUCUCGUAACAUCCAGGGCUGCGCGCGGCGGCUCCUGUGCGACGCCUACAUGUGCAUGUACCAGAGCCCCACUAUGAGCCUGUACAAAUGAACAACUGGUCUGUUUUUCACAAGGACAUGGAUCGGACUAUAAACCUGUGGUGGGCAACCUGUGACUACAGCAGUUGUUGAAGUUGCCAUGCUGUGCUGGAAAUUGUAGUUCAACAGCAGAAGUCCCACACUAUACCCAAGCCUGUUGUAUAUUCUUACCUACUAGAGCAGCUGUCAAGGCCUUCCCACACACUACAGCAAUUCUUCUUGUGUUUUCCUUAACCCAUUUGCUGUUAACAAAGAAGAUAACUCAAUAUAACUGCAUUAGCAAUUUAUUUGCACUUCAAGUAUUUCUUUUUAUCUUUUUUUGUCUUUUAAGUUCCACUGAAUGUAAGUGACAGGAUGGAAGAUCUCCGAAGCUUUAAGUUUUAACAGACUUUUACUGUGUUAUUUUCUUUUCGUUUGAGAAAAUAUUAAACAGCACAAAUGAAA
This is a messenger RNA of Pseudophryne corroboree (corroboree frog), 4010 nucleotides long. It is a transcript of the gene CYLD, whose product is annotated as CYLD lysine 63 deubiquitinase. The record is from RefSeq and is a predicted model, not a curated record. Gene Ontology annotation, cellular component: cytosol. The transcript is spliced from 21 exons. The coding region runs from base 616 to 3579 and encodes 987 amino acids. Gene Ontology annotation, molecular function: cysteine-type deubiquitinase activity; K63-linked deubiquitinase activity. Gene Ontology annotation, biological process: positive regulation of extrinsic apoptotic signaling pathway; necroptotic process; regulation of mitotic cell cycle. Lineage: Eukaryota; Metazoa; Chordata; Amphibia; Anura; Myobatrachidae.